This is a messenger RNA of Halteromyces radiatus, 981 nucleotides long. Its product is annotated as ubiquinone biosynthesis protein Coq4. Gene Ontology annotation, biological process: ubiquinone biosynthetic process. NCBI's taxonomy places the organism in Eukaryota, Fungi, Mucoromycota, Mucoromycetes, Mucorales, Cunninghamellaceae. The transcript has 4 exons. Gene Ontology annotation, cellular component: mitochondrial inner membrane; mitochondrion. The record is from RefSeq and is a predicted model, not a curated record. The coding region runs from base 52 to 882 and encodes 276 amino acids.
AGAACAGGCAACGUCGGUGUUUUUUUCUUCUUUCUUUCAUAUAUUUCUUUCAUGUCAAAGUUACUCACACCAUUACGUCGGUCUAUCCUAUCAAAAUCACGUCCCCAUUGUCUUUAUAGGCGAUGGAUAAAUACACCUCCUGACAACAAUAGCGAAGCCUCGUCUUAUCAACAACCAAUAUACAAUGGACAUAUCCCCAUUUCCGGAAUAGAACGAACAGUACUAACGGUAGGCUCUGCUAUAACUGCUUUACGGGAUCCUUUACGUGGAGAUAUGGUGGCCACUUUGGGUGAAACCACAGGCAAGGUGUUUUUGAAACGUAUGCGAGACGGGAUGCUUUCUACAACAACAGGAAGACAGAUUCUCAGGGAACGACCUAGUAUCAAUACCAACACCCUUGAUUUUACUCUAUUACGACAAGAAUGUGAACCUGGGACAUUUGGUCAUGCUUAUAUUUCUUGGUUGGAUGAACAAGGGGUGACACCUGAUACCCGAUUACCUGUACAUUUCGUGGAUGAUGAAGAAUUAGCUUAUGUGAUGCAACGAUAUAGAGAAAUCCAUGAUUUCUUUCAUACACUAACAGGUCUUGGAGUGACAGUGGAAGAAGAAUUGGCUUUAAAAUGGUUUGAAUGGACACAUACUGGAUUACCAAUGACAAUGCUUUCUUCCAUCUUUGGACCUUUACGUUUAUCAUGGACUGAACGCUAUCGACUCUAUGGAACCUUUGUGCCUUGGGCUCUUCAAUGUGCUGCAUCUUGUUCUCCUUUGAUGAAUGUUUAUUAUGAACGUCACUUUUAUACUCCUCUCGAUCAAUUCCGUCAAGAAUUAGGUAUCAUCCCUGCUCCUCCUUUCCCUGCCACUGGACAAUCAUCAUCAUUAUAGUUAAUCAAAAUAUUCAUAGUAUUUAUCAUUAAUACAAUUCAUAUACAAAAUAAAACAAGAUAUCAAGCUGCCCUAGUGAUGUUUGCAAAUAUGAUAAAG